AUGGCAUCCUUCUCUAUUUCAUCUGUCCACCGCUCCUGUAGCUGCUUCGCGAAUCUGUAUGGCUCUGCGCAAGUAGGAAUCGAGCAGCACCAAAGAUCAUCGAUCGAUUGGGAGGGCCCGGUUAGCCAUCGCUUACCUCAUCCUGUGACCAAGGGAGUUUCAGGUCAGUGCUCUGUUAUCAGGACGGCGGUUUCGGGGGCCAAAGCGGGCAUUGACUUUCUAUAUGUUCAGUUGUCGUUCGUUAAUAAUGCUGCUCGUCCGAUUGUUGCCCGCAUCAUGGGUUGUUCUGCACCUGAGGCUGUAGCCUCGGGCUUGCCUUCUCUCCUACCUAGUCACUCCGCCCGCUUGAGCCUUGACGAGUCCUUGUCGGUUUAG
Messenger RNA from Histoplasma mississippiense, 375 nucleotides. RefSeq lists its product with no specific name. The coding region runs from base 1 to 375 and encodes 124 amino acids. NCBI's taxonomy places the organism in Eukaryota, Fungi, Ascomycota, Eurotiomycetes, Onygenales, Ajellomycetaceae. The record is from RefSeq and is a predicted model, not a curated record. The transcript has 4 exons.